UUAUCGCACUACAGUGGCAGUGUGCUGCUCUCCAACCUGAGGUGAGUGCACACGAACAGCAGGAAUACAAGCGACACACAAACACCUCGGAGGAUGUCUGGGAUCACUGGGAAUUUGGAUUGCGAGGAUUGUCUAUCCUCGGCACAUGUGGCCAACAGCACGGAGUUACAUCUGCACUCUGUGGACGAGGACGAACUUCUGAGAUACAUCUGGAGAGAGUACUUACACCCUAAGCAGUAUGAAUGGGUCCUAAUUGUGGCUUACAUUAUUGUGUUCUUCGUCUCGCUCAUUGGAAACUCGCUCGUUUGCUUUGCAGUGUUGAAAAACCAUCACAUGCGCACCGUGACCAACUACUUCAUAGUAAAUCUCUCCUUCGCCGAUGUCUUGGUUACCAUCAUCUGCCUGCCUGCGAGUCUCGUGGUAGACAUCACAGAGACAUGGUUCUUUGGAAAGACUCUUUGCAAAAUUGUGCCUUAUUUGCAGACCAUCUCUGUUUCUGUAUCAGUCCUGACACUGAGUUGUAUUGCCCAAGACCGUUGGUAUGCUAUCUGCCACCCACUGAUGUUUAAGAGCACAGCCAAGAGGGCUCGCAAGAGUAUUGUUGUCAUCUGGGUUGUGUCGUGCAUCAUCAUGAUCCCUCAGGCUAUAGUUAUGGAGUGCAGCAGCCUGCUGCCUGAUCUAACCAACAAGACCAGCCUGUUUACAGUGUGUGACGAACAUUGGGGAGCUGAGAUCUACCCAAAGGUGUACCACACCUGUUUCUUCAUUGUCACAUACUUUGCACCCUUAUGUCUCAUGGUCCUGGCGUAUAUCCAGAUAUGUCACAAGCUGUGGUGUCAACAGCUUCCUGGGGACACAUCAGUAUUGCAGAGGAAGUGGAGGUCCAUCCAGUGCUCAGCUCCGACCUCAUGGCUAGGAGAGCCUGUCAGGAUCAGGACCAGUACGGUUUGUGCUGAGAUUAAACAAGUGCGAGCCCGACGCAAGGCGGCUCGCAUGCUAAUGGUGGUGCUCUUUGUUUUCGCCUUGUGCUACUUGCCAAUCAGCGUGCUCAAUGUCAUGAAAAGAGUCUUUGGGACGUUCAAGAAAACAGAUGACAGAGAGACAGUGUAUGCAUGGUUCACUUUCUCACAUUGGCUCAUUUAUGCUAACAGUGCAGCAAAUCCCAUCAUCUACAAUUUUCUCAGCGGGAAGUUCCGUGGGGAGUUCAAAGCAGCUUUUUCUUGCCAAGGUCAGAAUCAAGCCCAGAGAACGAGGCCCAGAGCAAGCACAGACAGCCGGAAGUCCCUGUCAACUCAAGUCAACAACAUGGACAAUGUGUCACGCAUAUCAGAUCAGAACGUGUAGUCUUAUAAUCCAGAUGGGUAGUUCUUCUGGCAUACUCAUCAUUAAGGUAGGCAUGUAAACGUUUAAACCUGGUUAUAAAAACAGAUAUUUGAAUGAGAUAAUGUGUCAAAAUUAUUGUUCCAUGUUUGGUUUCACAAUGACACAAAUCAGAGAACUGACCACUGAUUUCUGAAGACCUUCUCACUUCCUGAACACAGUGGGACAUGACAAUUACUUACUAAUUCACAGAAACUUUCAAAGGAAACUUUUCAAAUGUUUAGUAUUUAAUACCUCAUACCUUAUGCAUUUUCUGUAUAUGGGCUAAGUUUAAUUGAUUUAAUUGCACAUAGAUAUUAUUAUUGUAUUGUGAAUGUAAUAUUUUUACUGUGUAACUUUCAGAAGCCAGAAUUUGUGUUAGUAUUUAUUCAUGUGUACUCAUUGAUUUACUAUUUUUGUAACAACAGAAGAGUAGGUGCUACACAAAAUAAGUCUUGCAAUUUAUUAGAUGUUUGGUCAGUCUCCCUCAUGAGAUGUCCAUCUUCAGUCAGUGAGUCUUCAGUUUACAUGGGCUUGAAUGCAUGAAAUGGGCAGUAUGGAAAUGAUGUCAGGUCAAACGUCAGAAUCUAUCAUUAAUCCAUCAGACUUCUGAAUAUUGAAGGACUUGGAAUGUGUCAAAACAAAAUGGCCCAUUCAAAGGUCCCUUUUGAAAUGCACUGAAAUGCUUCUGUCAGUCACUUCCACUGACAGCUUUGGAGCCCAGGAGACAAUGUUGGAAAAACAGAGGAUGUCACAAAGUAUUUUUAUGCUAACACCAAACUACACUCUAAAAUGUGCAAUCAAGAAACAUCCUGAAAUGUGCUUCAAAAUCAGAAUAGGAUUUAUUGCUAAGUAAGUAUAACUUAUAAGGUAUUUGAAUUGGUGGUCGGUACAUACAU
Etheostoma cragini (Arkansas darter) is the source of this 2258-nucleotide messenger RNA. RefSeq names its product hypocretin (orexin) receptor 2 (gene hcrtr2). The record is from RefSeq and is a predicted model, not a curated record. Gene Ontology annotation, cellular component: membrane. Lineage: Eukaryota; Metazoa; Chordata; Actinopteri; Perciformes; Percidae. The transcript has 7 exons. Gene Ontology annotation, molecular function: orexin receptor activity. Bases 94 to 1344 code for a protein of 416 amino acids. Gene Ontology annotation, biological process: G protein-coupled receptor signaling pathway; circadian sleep/wake cycle process; feeding behavior.